AUACUGCUAUUUGUUUUGAAAAAAAAAAUCGAAAAGGAAAAAUCAGACUGUAAAAACAGGAAGGACAUUUAAAGGAUUUGAAAGUUUUACUCAAAAUUGAUAUUAAAUUGUCCUCGCAUCGCAAUUAAACCGAAUUGACGACAAGAAAUCGUUCGAAGUAUUUUUACUUUAUCAUAUGGAGAGACUCUCUGAAAAAUGGGAAUAAAAUUACGAAAAAUGCGAUUGUCGCUUGCAUUCAUCACGAUAUUUCUCAUAUUUGGAGUUUGCAUCAAUGCAGAAAAGACAGACAUUGAAUUAGAUGCAAAAGCAACAAAAUUACAUCAGAUUGAUUCAUUGAAUCUUUUGGUUUACACAGUCCUGAUUGCGUUAACAGUACUUACAACUUGGCUUUUUAAACAUCAUCGAGUUGCUUGGUUACACGAGACAGGACUUGCUGUCAUUUAUGGUUUGAUUGUUGGAGCGAUUAUCCGAUAUGCGGGCACGACAACUCCUGUGGUUCAUUUAAAAGUUAUUCCUGAAACGGAAGCUCCCAAAUAUAAUUUGAGUAUUCCUCCUGAUACGCUUUGGUUCGAUUUUCCGGGAAGAACACAAGCACAAGUUGUCAAUAAUGAAGGACCAAAGCAAAAUAAAACGUAUGCGUAUACGUUCAGAAGUCAAGUUGUUGGCAUUGAAGAGAAUGAAAUUGAUUUCAAGGCAACAUUUGAUCCCGAAAUCUUCUUCAAUAUAAUUUUGCCGCCCAUUAUAUUUCAUGCGGGAUACAGUUUGAAACGAAAAUACUUUUUUCGCAAUUUGGGAGCAAUUUUUACAUAUGCCAUCGUUGGAACAACAUUAUCAGCUUUCCUUAUCGGAGGCUUAAUGUACGGAGUUGUUCAAAUAAUGCCUGAACGUUUAAGUAGCAGCUUUACUUUUUUGGAUACCUUAUAUUUUGGAGCUUUAAUUUCGCCAACAGAUCCGCUUACGAUCCUUGCAAUCUUUAGCGAUAUGCAUGUCGAUGUUAACUUAUAUGCAUUAGUAUUCGGCGAAAGUGUAUUAAAUGACGCAGUAGCUAUUGUCUUAUCAGGAUCAAUACAAAAUUAUGGCGAACAUUAUUCAACAACGGGCGAUUUUGAGUCACAUGCUUUCAUAAAAGCACUCGGCGAUUUCUUUGGCGUGUUUUUCUUUUCACUUAUUAUUGGAGCAACGAUGGGAUGUUGCACAGCUCUCAUGACAAAAUUCACAAAAGUCAAGGAUUUCCCGUUACUUGAAUCAGCAUUAUUUGUUUUGAUGUCAUACAGUACUUUCUUAAUUGCAGAAGCUGCUGAACUAACGGGCGUUGUUGCUGUAUUAUUUUGCGGAAUUUGUCAAGCUCAUUACACUUACAACAAUUUGUCGCCCGAUUCAAGAGCACGAACAAAACAAAUUUUCGAGUUGCUUAAUUUCCUCGCGGAAAAUUUCAUCUUUUCCUACAUUGGAGUGUCGAUGUUUACUUUUCCGAAACAUCAUUUUGACAUGUUGUUUACCGUUUCUGGAUUUUUAUGCGCAUUAAUUGGUCGGGCUGUUAACAUCUAUCCGCUUUCAUGGCUUCUUAAUUUAGGAAGAAAGCCUGCAAUUCCGUUUAAUUAUCAACAUAUGCUCUUUUUCGCGGGACUCAGAGGAGCAAUGUCAUUCGCAUUGGCAAUCAGAAAUACCGUAUCGGAUGCACGACAAACAAUGUUAACAACAACUUCACUCAUAGUCAUCAUUACAGUAAUUGUUCAAGGAGGAGCUUCGUCGUAUUUAUUGAAUCUACUGAAGAUACCACACGGAGUAGAUGAAGAACAAGAACAAUUGAACAAUUAUCAAGGAGUUCGAAGCGUAUACAACACGAUGGAAAAUACAAAUGGGGAUCCUCAAAGUGCAGAAGCAGGAGUAACAACACCCGGAGGAACGCCUCACAACAACGAAAAAGCAGUUUUAGCUCGUGUUUGGGGUAGUUUUGAUUCAAAGUAUAUGAAACCCUUUUUAACACACUCGAGACCUACUUUAUUGGAUACUCUUCCCGUAUUUCUUACUCCAAUUGGGAGACUUCUAACAACCACAGAACAGCUAAAUCAAGAUCCAUCAGUUCGUCGAACAGGGGAUUCUGACUCGGAUCUUUGUAUAAAUGAGUCAAUGUCACGCAGUGAAAGCGGAAAUGUAAGGAGAAAUUCAGUUGGAAGACAUUACAUAGAAGAUCCCGAUAAUCCUUUCGCUUGACGCUUUUUAGGUUGAUUUAUUUACUAUAUUUUAUAUCCUAUUAUUUUUAGUUUACUUCAAUUCAAAGUAAAGCAAGUACUUACCCAAAUUUUGUUAAAAGGAAAAAAGAAAAAUGUUUCGAGCAUUGAAAUUAAAUUGAUUGACAUUUUAUGUUCUAAUUAGAGUAUUAUUUAAUAUAUAUAUAUUUUGUUAUACAAAGAUUAUUUAUGUGUGAUAUAAUUUUGCUGUGUUAAUUAUUGGUAACUUUCAAUAGAAAAAUAUAAGUUAGAAAAAUAUACUUUAACGAAAUGUAAAAAAAAAGUUUUUUUAAAUACUGAAGUUGAUCUUUCAAAAAGAUAGUCAUGAUAUUUCAACUCAUUCAAAAAAUAUAUAUAUUGCCUUGAUUGAAAAUUCUGUAAAAAUGUUAACCAUAAAAAAAGGAAGAAAAUUAAACAGGAAGUCAGUUAGUUACAAUUGCCAAAAAUAAAAAUGUGAAUUGAAUCCUCUAUGAAGACAAAAAAAAAAUAAUAAAAAAUAUAUUAUUAGUUGAAAAAAAUUAAGUAGAUGAAUUAAUAAAUAUGUAUGCUUUUACGUUGGAGAAUGGCUGUGAUUCAUCAAAUGUUUGAGUAAAAUAUAACAACAUAUUGAAAUGUAAGCUUCAACGUUCUACAAACUA
Molecule: messenger RNA, 2869 nt
Organism: Culicoides brevitarsis
Lineage: Eukaryota; Metazoa; Arthropoda; Insecta; Diptera; Ceratopogonidae
Gene: Nhe3
Product: sodium/hydrogen exchanger 7
Exons: 10
Coding region: 196-2214 (672 amino acids)
Biological process (GO): regulation of intracellular pH; proton transmembrane transport; potassium ion transmembrane transport
Cellular component (GO): recycling endosome; plasma membrane
Molecular function (GO): sodium:proton antiporter activity; potassium:proton antiporter activity
Source: RefSeq, a predicted model, not a curated record